AUGAACCCUCCAUGGAACUCGUCAACUGCUUCUGGUUCUCCUUUCUUGUUGUUUCGCCGAAAUGCCAACUCUAGCAUGACCGAGGCAAACGAUCUCAUGGCAAAUACUUACUCGCCAGCCGAUAUGGCCUAUGUCUUGCUUUGCUGUGUGGUCGUCUUUCUCGUCACCCCCGGUAUCGCCCUCUUCUACGCCGGUAUGACCCGGAAACGCUCUGCGCUUUCCAUUCUCACCCAAUCCUUCCUCGUCACUGCGGUCAUCUUAGUUCAAUGGUACCUUUUCGGCUACUCGCUGGCCGUGGCUCCUGGCUCUUCUUUUUAUGGAUCCCUUUCUCUUGGCGGCUUACACAAUGUUUGGUUCGACCCUUACAUCCCCGGUUCCACCAUUCCUGCCAUCGUCUACUUUCCCUUUGGCGGCCUUUUCGCCGUCACCACUGCCCAACUUUUGAUCGGCGCCAUGGCCGAGCGAGGCCGUCUUGUUCCCUCGCUUGUCAUCGCCUUUUUGUACAUUACCUUCGUUUACUGUCCUCAAGCAUAUUGGACAUGGUCCUCCAAGGGUUGGCUUUUCACCAUGGGUGCCUUGGACUUUGCCGGUGGUGGUCCCGUCCAUAUUUCUUCUGGGUUUGCUGCUCUCGCUUACUCAUUCGUUUUGGGUCGCCGUCAUGAACCUUCGUUUUCCGAAGACUCUACCAAUUCCAUUGACGGCGAAUUUUCUUCUCAACACGUCGUCCAAGAAGACCCUUCUUCCCAAUCUUGGAUUUCCUCCACCAUCGUCCCGUGGGGUUCUGUCCGAUGGAAGGAUUCUCUCGGCCGCGGCCAUAUUCCCAAUUUUCCUGCCCAUAAUCCCACCAUGGCCUACAUCGGUGUCGUCUUCAUUUGGUGUUCUUGGCUCACUUUUAAUUCCGGAACCCUUCUUGCCAUCAAUCUUCGCACCGCUUACAUUUUCGCAAACACCCUGAUUUCCUCCAGCUUUGCUUGCGUCACCUGGACCGUUGUGGACUAUAUUCGCUAUCGAAAGAUAUCCGUCCUUGGCGUUUCUGAAGGAGCCAUUGCUGGCUUGGUUGGCAUCACGCCUGGCUGUGGUCAUGUUUAUCCUUGGGGUGCCGCUGUGGCAGGUAUUUUCACCGCCAUUGUCUGUAACCUCCUCCACGAUAUUGGUAAUUGGCUUGGCAUUGAUGAAACUCUUCGCGUCUUCAAUUUACAUGGAAUCGGUGGUAUUAUGGGCUCCAUUGUCUUGGGUGUUGUUGCCCAUCCAAACGUCGCUGCUUCCGACGGUGCCACUGUUAUCAAAGGCGGUUGGAUCGUUCAUCAUUGGAAGCAAAUGGGCUACCAGUUUGCCUCGUUUACCUCCGUUGCUGUCUGGUCCUUUGUCGUCACUGCGGUCAUUUGCCUGCUUGUCGACAUGAUCCCUGGAUUGCAAAUUCGGUGUACCCCCCAGGAAGAAGAACAGGGCAUGGACUUUGUUGACUUAGUUGAACAAAUUGAUGAGAAAGCAGGCCCCUCGACCAUCCGUGUCAUUCAAGCGCAAGAGGUGCAGGAGUCCAUGGAUACUUCUGUUACUAGCAAGAAACAAUGA
Messenger RNA from Schizosaccharomyces osmophilus, 1572 nucleotides. RefSeq names its product plasma membrane ammonium transmembrane transporter Amt3 (gene amt3). The transcript has a single exon. Gene Ontology annotation, cellular component: plasma membrane. Gene Ontology annotation, molecular function: ammonium channel activity. Bases 1 to 1572 code for a protein of 523 amino acids. NCBI's taxonomy places the organism in Eukaryota, Fungi, Ascomycota, Schizosaccharomycetes, Schizosaccharomycetales, Schizosaccharomycetaceae. Gene Ontology annotation, biological process: ammonium transmembrane transport. The record is from RefSeq and is a predicted model, not a curated record.